CCCGUGCGUUUACGAUGUUACCAUAACGAUACGCCAGUCACUUCACGCCGGCUGCGCCAAGGGGCGCUGGCUUCAGUUUGUUGUGUUUGUUAGCGAAAUGUAAGCCUAACUACGGGAGGAUGUUACUUUUGCCCCCGCAAGAAGUUUUGUUAUCGUAAAUACGGACCGUGGCAAGUCUGGUUACAAGGUUCCAGGGAUGACCGCUCGCAUGUCUGAAGCGGGCUCCGACGCCGAAGUGAGCUCGGAUUCGGACAUCAGUUAUGACGACUACUACAACUGCCCAGAGGACGGGGAAAUCGAUCAGCAGGACCAGAAGAAGCAGGAUCCCGAGUACUUUGAGUUUGAGUGCCUAUCCAUCGAGGACGUUGAGCGACUGCUCAACGAAUCCGUCGAGUCCAUAUGUGCUAGCCUCAGCGUGAUGCCCUCGCUGGCAAAGGUAUUGCUCCACACCCACAAUUGGAACGCGCAAGAGAUCAUCCAAAAGUACAAGCAGAAUGCAGCGCAAGCUCUGGCAGAUGCGAGGAUCAAGCCACUGCGAUCCGCAGCCGUAGAAAUGCAGGCAAUAAGGAAGAACCCGUCAGUCCAGUGUCCCAUCUGCUUGCAGAAUUUUUCUGGCGAGAGGUUUAGGGGUCUGGCGUGUGGCCACUACUUCUGCGCAGAUUGCUGGGCCAUGCACUUUGAAAUACAAAUCCUGCAGGGCAUCUCUACAGCCAUCGAGUGCAUGGCACAGUUCUGCAACAUUCUGGUGCCAGAAGACUUUGUCCUGAGCCUGCUGAGCAAAUCGGUGCUGCGCGAGAAGUACCAACAGUUUAUGUUCUCCGACUAUGUGCGGAGUCAUCCCGAGCUGCGUUUCUGCCCUGGUCCCAACUGCAACGUCAUUGUCCGAGCCAAAGAAAACAAGAGUAAGAGGGUGGUCUGCAAAAACUGCAAGACGACAUUCUGCUUUAGGUGCGGGGGCAACUACCAUGCGCCGGCAGACUGUGAUACGAUCAAGAAGUGGAUCACAAAGUGUGCCGACGAUUCUGAGACUGCCAACUACAUCUCUGCUCACACGAAGGAUUGUCCAAGGUGCCACAUAUGUAUAGAAAAAAAUGGGGGUUGUAACCAUAUGCAAUGUUACAGUUGUAAAUAUGAUUUUUGUUGGAUGUGCCUCGGAGACUGGAGGACACAUGGUAGCGAAUAUUACGAAUGUAGCCGGUAUAAGGAGAACCCCAACAUAGCCAACGAAUCCGCCCAUGCGCAAGCAAGGGAAGCUCUGAAGAAGUACCUCUUCUACUUCGAAAGGUGGGAGAAUCAUGCCAAGAGCCUCCGCCUGGAGGAGAUGACGCUGAGCGCCAUCAAGAACCGCAUCAAUGCCAAGGUGAUGGCGAACGAGGGAACGUGGAUUGAUUGGCAGUACCUGCUUGAUGCGGUCGCUCUCUUGGCCAAGUGCCGUUACACCUUACAGUAUACAUACCCUUAUGCCUACUACAUGGAACCUGGGCCUAGGAAAGAACUGUUUGAAUACCAGCAAGCAACGCUGGAAGCAGAAAUAGAGAAUCUCUCUUGGAAGGUGGAACGCGCAGAGACGACAGACAGAGGGGAGCUAGAGAACCAGAUGGAUGUCGCCGAGAAGAGGCGUUCAAUUCUCCUCAAGGACUUCCUUGUCUAGCAGGCCAGAAGGCUCUAGUCACCUGUGCGCUGACACAUGACUGUCGUAUCGGCACACCUGAAAAAAGCGGAACACCGACGCCGUCGUGCCGGGAAUUUACUGAAGAUGCUCGACGCGGGACCCCCGCUACUAAUCAGUGGGCGCCCUACCUCAUCGUCAUCCCGUCUUUCACGUUUUGCAGUCGUGGGCGUACAUUCGGGGCGCGAAACUACAAUUAGGGAUUGCUCAUCCUCCCGAAUGGUAAAUUGUCUUUGACAGAAUGAAAAAUGCAGGAGGCUUUACACAUACACACACACAUAUACACACACUUGCAGCAUUUUGUUGGAUAGAGUAAGAAAGCUCAAUUCGCAGUGACAGUUACAAAGCGUUCCAGCAUGAUUUUUAAAAAAAUGAGUCUAGCGAGAGUUGAGAGAGCCACGGAGCAAGAAAUGUUUAGGAGUUUUAACUCGGCUAUUUGCGGCGACCAGAUAAUGUCACGCUCCCGCAGAGACUCAUCACGCUAGCAGCAUGUGCCGGCCAACAUGGAAAUUGUUGAGUUCGGUUGCCAAGGAAACCAGUCGUGCAUUGCUCUUGUACAACCGCAGACACUGAGCAUGGCCGCACAGUGCGUUCAGCUGUGUGCAUUUUCUUUCUCCGAGGCCGCAGGCCUGACAAGUUCUACUGACCCCUCCUACCCUCUAAAAGACACCAACAAGAACUUUCGCUGCUUGACUUCAGCUCAGCAGCACAAAAAAAAACAACAACAACAACAAAAUAUUAGCAUGCCACUGGUGCCUCCUUUGGCCCAUGCUAUUUUUGUGACAUUAUCUGGUCGCCCACACGCGCCUGUACUGAUGGGAGUUUCGUGUCCUAAAUAUUCUUGAUGCGUGGCGAGGGCAUUUUUGUCAGGUUUCUGGGCAUUGUGUGCUGCUUGGAAACGUUCCCGGCAACGCGAUCUACUUGAAGGCUGUGUUGUUGAUCGGUUGCAUUUAUCAUUAAUUCCCAAUUCUGCAUGGCUUUACAGGUUAAUUGAUAUGGCCUGUUUGCUAUGAAGUAAUGGUACUGUUGCGAUUGUGUUCCUGUUCGUUCAUUGUCAGUGGUCCAAUCGAUGCUUCACCCAUGUUAUCAACACGAUUGGCUGUCUGUGAACGGUGGACGAUAAGAAAAGAGUAAGACUUGAGCAUGAGUAAUAUUUUUUGUUAGACAGUCAAAUCUGGAUAUAACAAAGUUAUCUUUGCAGCAGAAAGCCUUGUUAUAUAGUCGGACCUGAAUAUACCAGUCAGUAAAAUCAGAAACUUACUUCGUUAUAUCGAAAUUUUGUAGUAUACAUAUUCAGCAUUUAUGCAAAGUGCGGUUGCCAACAUAUUCUCUCUUUUACGCGUAAUGUGCUGGAAAAAUGUUUGGCCACACUGCGAGUUGAGGAGUGCAGUUCAUUUUUCCACGACAAAGUGAUAGUAGAGUAGUACGUUCGAUUCCUUUUGCUCUACGGUGUUUUUUUACUGACUGCCAGCAACAUUUCUAUGUGAAAGGUAGCCGCAAAAGAUGCGCUCAAUUAAUGUUUGCCGAUUUUCUAUUUGUCAUAGAGGAAGGUGUGCGUAUGCAGUGCGCAAAAUUUUUGUUAGAUCAAAAUGACGGCUCGAAGUUACUUUGCGAUAUUGCGAAAGAGAAAUUAUGGUUUUCAGUGCACCUAAGAUUGGAAAGGUAAGAUAGUUUGUUACAUCAUGAAUUUCGUACAGUCGAGGUUUGUUAUAUCAAAAUGUGACUGUAGCAACUCUUAUAUUGUUAAUCAUGAGUCAAAAAAGAGCAGAGGGCAGGUGGUCGCAGACAGAAAUAAGGCACAGUGAGUGUGUAGUUUCUCGUCCUAUUUUUAGUUGAGGAUGCUGCUGCGGUUGAAAAAGACCACAAGGUUCAUAGACCUGCAAUAUCUUUGUGCUGAACUCCUGCUCAUGCAAAGUCCAUGAUUUUCGCAAGUUUCUUGCCCUUCUAACAUGGCAAUGGUAUGCUUCUUGGACUGAUGACAUGACUGGCAGCCGGUUGAUGCGCUCUGCUACAGCUAGAGGCAGGCCUCAAAGGUUCAUUGCUUUCCACUCAACUUGGUCCUGGAAAUUUGCGUGUGCACCUUUUCUUAAUGGCAAAAGUAAAAUUUUGACCGGUUUAGUUGGUUGCUGGCACUUCAGGUGUUGUCUCCGUAAAAUCAAGCAAUCGAGAACACAGCCUUCGGGGUUCAUGCUCUCUGUGAUCGAAAAUCAUUGCUGGAACGCUGAAUAGAGAUUGCUGUACCGCAGAAGUGACCUCCAAGAAUGCAUUCGACUGAAGAUACAAACUCUAGCUCUCUUUAUAAUAGGAUCAUCACCGCAGAGAGUAAAAAUUAUUGGCUGUGAGCUACACUUGCAUUGCCAAUCGAGAAAUUAGGUCUUCUUAUAAGUGUCUUCUCCAACUAAGUGUUGCACUAUACUCGCAGACAACUUCUAAUGGCAGUGAAGGGACAGCUACAGGGGCAGAGCUUCUGCACGUGUGCUCCUAUGCGAAGUAGUCUAGUCUGGCACACGCUUCGUUCAGCAUCGGAAAGUGAUGGCUUCGCGGCAUAAGCGUUGCAUGGCACUUGAUUUGUCUGGUUUAACGACCAAUUGUAGGUGAAAUUUGUCGCGAGUUAGGCGGAAGAAUUGGAAGGAGGUGGACGCUCGCCUGAAGACGCCGACUGCGCUUACCGUUUGAGGAGCACGUGAAAGGCAUGACUUUCUUAUGCGUGCAAAAACGCGAAAUGACAACGUCUUAUGUUUAAAGAAAUGUAAUAUCUCACUGGUGCGUGCGCUGCAUCCUGUCUCAAAGCUUUUUGUACAAAAUGAGGGAUUUUUGCUUCAUUUCUCGCGUACAAAACGCGGACGCAGUUGUGGAACAACAUUCAUUAGCGGUAGCGUUUGCGCAAUUCGGCUCUGUAGCCUUUGCGUCAUUGCCAAGAAAUGUUGUACGCGAGUAUAGAGCAGCAGGCUGCAUUAAAAGUUACGUGUUGAAGGCAUGUCGCGAAAAAUGUGUAGGAACGGGAAGUUCCCGUCUUUGCACUGCCUGUUGUCGCUAAAUGACUGCGCUGGCAGACUGAAGCCUUUUGCACCCUGGCAUUAUCUGAUGACUGCACAGAAACACUCAGCUGGCAUAGUUGCUAAUGUACUCGAUUUGCGCCCUCAUGCUGACCCCUCCAUGCUUGUUUUCUUGAUAAUGCUUUCUGUACGGAGAGAGUUCAGCAGUAGGUGAGAGAUAAGCAGUCAAUAUGGCUAGUACAAAAGUUGUGGCUAAUAAGAUGGUCCACAUUUCAACAAUGGUCACGUUGUCCAGGUUCAGUGCAUGCUUGCCGAUGAUGUCCCAGCCACCCUUUCCUUAAACAAGACAUUUAGAAUACAGGCAAUGUUACAAGUAGUGCAUGCUUUGGGCACUUGAUGCGACAUAGCACCGUGGAAGUAGUCGUAGUUUGCUGCACUGAUUUGUGCUGCUUACCAUACUUAAAGUCGUAAUGUUAAUGUUUUGCUGCCAUUAGUUCUUUAGUCGCGUGACAGCCUUGCAUAUGUUAUCUACACCUUAGAGCGCGUGAAUCUGGUGCCGUUCACCUAACAGUUAACGGGAAAAAAAGCCUUCGUUAUGAUGCAAACGUAAGAUAUAGCGCUGUCACUGGAUUCAGCAUGACAAGGUCAUCAUAAGGUUUACUUCGCGAUAAAAAUGCAGUACUGUCUCUGGCUGCAGGUAUCAUACCUUUUUUUUUUCACUUGCACAAAGCAUGCAAAUAAUGAAGCUGCGAGCUGCUAGAAGUAAGACGCAUGCUAUUCGUGGCCCCCAGAGUUGCCUUAUUAGGUGCCGUUUCUUAUGUUUGGGGGUCAACAGUUAAUUACUCGUGGGACAGCCUGUCAGAAAUUCAAGUGUUGGUAUUGUGUACGAAUGAGUUCACUCAGAGCCACAGACCUGUUUCACUUUUGAACUUGUUUCUUGUCAGUGUCAAUUUUAUAUGCGACAACUCUGUCAUCGUGAAAUGCUUUGCCAUGCGUCUAGGCUCUCUCAUCGGGCAGUGCGCAUCAGUGGCGUAUGUUUUCCGACUGCUCAUGACAAACCUGCGUUAACUAUCUCAAGGACAUCUGGGGUUUGCAAAGAGCAAUCUGAAAGGUGCUACUUCAGUAACUCUUCCCGUACAGAAGGUCUCAUUUUUCCAAUGAUUUGCGAUGUGAGAACUUUCCUGUUGCUGAUGUUACCAUGACAACAAACGAGGUGUACCGUUUUUUAAGUUUUGUGUUUUGCUGUGCCGCCCCCUCCCUCCUCUAUGCUUUCUCUUGAUGUAACAAUACCAUCUAUACAGUUGCUACGACAACCGAACUUGUUGCUUCAAGUUUGCGUUAUGAGCUACAAGACAUUGUCUGUAUGUGCUUCUUGAUAUGCGUCACUGCAACAUUGACGCUCGACUAUGAAAUAACGAGGGCGUGUUUGUUUUUUUGUGAGCUGUUUGCCUUUCUAGGUGUUGAAUAAACAAGUUGCUAAUAACCUAAUCUGCAAAGCCACUGAAAUAAAUAAUUGGCAUUCAGUGUGCACAGGUUAUCAAAUAGUCUAACUUCCUUUUGCCAAUCAUCUAUGCGCUCCAACUGUUUACGCCUUUGAACUUACACUUCUCUUUUCGUGAUGUUGCACCGUUGCCUGCUGCACGUCGACAUGAGUGGGCAGGAGAUAACCGAUUACCACUAGCAAUUAAAGAUAACGAGUAAAGCAAUAGCGUUGUGCCAGUGGACGGUUGUUGUUUGGAUGAAGGCAGCGCCUUUGUUGGAGGUGCCUUUUUGUGAGUAUAGCGAAGAGAAUUAAUAAUGUGACAAGCCCCUUUUGGUUACAGAUUACCUCAGUCGGGCACGACAUUAAGGUUGCUGGUCAUUUGAGAGGCAUACUUCUCCGCAUUAAUGAAAAUGCUGUUCCGAUGAUCCGGUGCAGGUGCAGUUAGAUCUUGGUGUAAUGAAUUAUUGGAUAUAGCAAAGUACCUCUAUAAAAUCUUUCUCGCCAAUAUUAGCAUUUAAUAUGUAUGCUUACAACGAACGUCGGCAUGACGAAUGUAUUUUCAUUGUGGCUUGCAACUUUCUCAUAACAAGAUGUGUCUAUUGCAUUUUGUGACUGUGCGAGUUCACAACCUUGAGCACGCAAUCCUUUGCGAGGCAAAGGCAUCCCACACUGUGCUGCGCGAGAUGGAACUUGUUUGAAAUUGUAGCUUUGUUGUGAAGUUGCACGUCUGCAUUAGAUCGGUUCACUGACCGAACAUACGAUCCCAAACUUGGAACGACCAAAUAGUCACCUUUUAAAAAAAAUAGUUUUCAUAUUGACUAGGGAAACGAGCUUUAGAAGCUGUGGAAAAGAGUGGGUGUGGGUCGAAAAAAGUGUGAAAUGUGAAUCUUCUGCAUGACAUGUUUAUACAACUUUCGCGAGCUUUUUUAGUGACGACAUUUAUGAGCGAACUCUGUGAAAGUGACGGCGGAAAGUUGUGCCAACGUGAACGAAUAUGUGCGAGCUGUUUGUAGGGCUUUUUUUGUACGUGUGUGUGUACUGUUCCGACGGCCAAGCCCGAAUCGCUGCGUCGAGCGCCGUUUCUCAGAGAUGGGUAUUUGUUUGAAAUACUGUUGAAAAAUGGUGUGCUACCCCUGUUAUGGAUUGAGCUGGCAUUUUGAGAAACCCUUUUGUUUUGUCUAAGUGAUCUCGUUGCACUUUUUUUUUAUGUACAGUUCUAUAUAUUAUACAUAGGUGGUACUAUACAUAAUUACAAAUUAAAAGAAAGUUGCUUCUUGUACAA
Rhipicephalus sanguineus (brown dog tick) is the source of this 7430-nucleotide messenger RNA. Its product is annotated as potential E3 ubiquitin-protein ligase ariadne-2. Gene Ontology annotation, biological process: positive regulation of proteasomal ubiquitin-dependent protein catabolic process; ubiquitin-dependent protein catabolic process; protein polyubiquitination. The record is from RefSeq and is a predicted model, not a curated record. Lineage: Eukaryota; Metazoa; Arthropoda; Arachnida; Ixodida; Ixodidae. Gene Ontology annotation, molecular function: ubiquitin conjugating enzyme binding; ubiquitin protein ligase activity; zinc ion binding. Gene Ontology annotation, cellular component: ubiquitin ligase complex; cytoplasm. The transcript has 15 exons. The coding region runs from base 197 to 1651 and encodes 484 amino acids.